AUGUCGGAGCACACGGGACCCCGUGGAACGGCAGGACGGCGCCCAGCCACGAGGCGGACGGCGUCGUGCCGGGCCAGUUCCAGAGGCCGCACGCCCGGAAGCCGGCCAUACCCCAGCGGCGCGCGCUUCCUGAAGGAGCUGCACCUCAAGGCCAGCGCCUCCUUCGUCAGCGUGGCCGGGGGCACGGACGGCCAGGAGCGGACCAGGCUCAGCCUGCAGGCGGACGCCGAGGCCCAUGUCAGCGUCGACGCCCCUUUCGCGGCGGGGGCGUCGGACUACUACGACGAGGACCUGGGCUACCUCCACCUCGUGGUCCCCGGGCUCUACGGGAGGGUCGGCACGAGGUCCCCGGCUUUCGGCCCCGCCAGGGCGGCGAGGAGGGCGCCAGCGAUCGUGCGGCUCAGCUGCGGCAUGCUGGAGCUGCACAAGGUGGACGGCAGCCGGGGAGCCUCCCCGCGGGACCGGCCAUUCGGCGCGGGGGCGCCGUGGGUGACCCUGGACCUGGCGGACGCGCCCCUGCUGAGGGAGAGGCGCACCGAGGGCGGCAGCCGGUGCUUCAUGAUGCGCAGGGGCAAGGGCCUCCCGGGGAGCAUGCACGACAAGUUCUUCUGCGCGGCUGGCGUCCUGGGUACUCAGCUCGAGGCCGCCAUCGACCUGCAGGUGACCCGCCUGCAGGACGCAAGGCAGAGGACGGCGUCGCAGACUGCGGAGCGCUGGGAGCAGCAGGGCAUCUUUUCGUUCCCCGACGGCACCUGGUUCCGGAAGCAGCUGCUGUGGAACGCGUCCACUUGGUUUCCCGAGUUCGUCGCGAAGGCGGGGGACCCCGUGCUGUCCCCGGCGGAGCAGUGGCGGCGCGCCCUCCCGCAGCUCGCCGACGAGGGAACGCCCGUCUGA
Messenger RNA from Prorocentrum cordatum, 894 nucleotides. The record is from the annotation of a GenBank genome assembly. NCBI's taxonomy places the organism in Eukaryota, Dinophyceae, Prorocentrales, Prorocentraceae.